Molecule: messenger RNA, 3572 nt
Organism: Ooceraea biroi (clonal raider ant)
Lineage: Eukaryota; Metazoa; Arthropoda; Insecta; Hymenoptera; Formicidae
Product: DNA excision repair protein ERCC-6
Biological process (GO): transcription-coupled nucleotide-excision repair
Cellular component (GO): nucleus
Molecular function (GO): ATP-dependent activity, acting on DNA; ATP binding
Source: RefSeq, a predicted model, not a curated record
ACGGACCCUUGCGACAGUUUCUACUGCGCGUCGUAUCUAUGGGCGAAUUUACGUUUGCCGGAUCACGUGAAGUAUCAGGAUAGCAUAAUUCACUAAGAGGAUAACGGAUUGAAGUGAGGUGCGGAUUUGAUUUUCGGAGCUAAGUUCGCGGUAGUAGAAAAACAGGUAACUCGAUAAGUCUAUAGAGAAAACGCAAAAUCCUGCAGCUGUUGUGGUUAUGUGGUUCCAUGGCAGAGACAGGUAAAAACGAUGGUGAUGCAUCGAUCUGUAAUGACAGCUAUGCGGUAGAACGCAUGCUGGACUAUGAGCUUCACAAUGAUUUAGAGAAGAUAGUACAUGUUCAAACAGAGGAGAGCAUUUUGCGAAAGAUAUUGGAGCAUAUUAAAUGUGGUACGAAUACGAAUAAUCAGCCACUAAAGGAAGCACAGAAGAAUGAUGGUCAGAAUAUCGAAAAAAAUGAAGAAAAUAAUGGCAAAGAGAAUCAAAAGACAAUAUUGCAAAAGCAGGUGGAAACUGGAGAGAUUACUCCCUUCGAAGCUGUACUUAAGCAGUCAGUCUCGGAAUCAGGAAAGGGGAGUGUCAAUAAAAAAUCUGAGUUGUCUGAUCUUGAAAAGUACUUUAAGCAGCAAGCUGCUCUUGCAGAGCAAAGGAGAAAAUUGAAAAAGACGCCUAAGAGACCUCCUAUCAAAACAGAUGAUUCAGUGUCGGCCAAAAAAGUCAAAACAUUAUCCAGUACGGAAACAAGAGCUAGUAAAAGAUCUCAAAAAUCCAAAGUGAAUGAAAAUACUGAGGAUAACAUUCUACACGUCGCAGACAAAGCAGGUCCUUCAAGCAUAAUAAAUGAAGCUGUACAGACAGACGUCAGUUCAGGAAGUGAAUAUGUUCCCAGUGAUAAGGAAAUCGAUUCUGAUGUAGAAGAUAAGGCAUCCAAAAAACGAAAAAUUUUGGUAAAAUCAGGGUGUAUGCGUCUAAAAAGAACUCGGGACGAUGGGGACAAUCGGAUAUUCCAGCAAAGGAUGGAAACAAACAGUUAUCCCAAGGAUGAAGCAAUGCACAAAAUUGAUAAUAUCUUUAAGGUGCCACAAAGUAUUUGGAAAAGAUUGUACAGGUAUCAAGGAGUCGCGAUUCAAUGGCUCUGGGAAUUACAUAGUCGCAAAUUGGGCGGCCUGUUGGGCGACGAAAUGGGAUUAGGAAAAACCGUAGAAGUUAUCGGGUUUCUUGCGGGCUUGGAUUGUAGUGAGUUGCUCUCUCACAACGGAAGAUUCAGGGGUUUGGGCCCAACAAUAGUUGUAUGCCCUGCUACUUUAAUGGAGCAAUGGGUGAAGCACUUUCACGAAUGGUGGCCUUUCUUUAGAGUCGUUGUACUUCAUCAUUCUGGUGGUUACAAUGGAGAUCCAGAGGAUUUGAUAGAAUCUUUACAAACCGGCGGAAUACUCGUUACUUCUUACAACGGUGUCUUAAGACACAAAGAUCUACUCGUGUCUAAUCAAUGGCAUUACGUUAUCCUCGAUGAAGGCCACAAGAUUCGUAAUCCGCAAGCGAAGGUGAGCCUAGUGGUGAAACGAUUUUCAACACCGCAUCGAUUGCUUCUAACUGGUAGUCCGAUGCAGAACUCUCUAAAAGAAUUGUGGUCUCUGUUCGAUUUCAUUCUACCUGGCAAAUUAGGUACUUUGCCCGCAUUUCUGGAACAUUGCGCGGCCCCUAUAACGCGCGGCGGUUACGCGAACGCGUCGCCGUUACAGGAGGCGACGGCUCUCCACGUGGCUACUAUGCUGAAGGAUACAAUUGCCCCGUAUAUGCUCCGUAGAACGAAGGCCGACGUGAAGCAUCAUCUUACGUUGCCGGGGAAGAACGAACAGAUAUUAUUUUGCAGUUUAACGGAUGAGCAGAAGAAGCUAUAUAAAAAAUACCUCUGCUCUGAAGAUGUAUCCUAUGUUUUGCACGAGAAGAAUAGCAGCAGAAGAUAUAGAGCGAGAUUCCUCAUCGCGUUGUCAGCGUUGAGAAAGAUAUGCAAUCAUCCCGAUUUGUUUUGGUACACCAGAGAGCUCGGUUCCGAUGAAGAUAUCAAUUUGUCCGACGAAAUGUUAGAGAAGUUCGGUUAUUGGAAACGUGCGGGGAAAAUGACCGUGGUCCGAUCUCUCUUGAAGAUUUGGCAGAAGCAAGGACACAGAGUGCUACUCUUUACUCAAGGAAGACAGAUGAUGCAUAUCUUGGAAUCUCUUUUGCAACAGGACGGAUACACUUAUUUGAGAAUGGACGGAACGACCGCAAUGUCUCAACGGCAGCAAACAAUUCAAACGUUUAACAAUGACUCGUCGUAUUUCGUAUUCCUGCUAACAACGCGCGUAGGAGGGCUAGGAGUAAAUUUAACCGGUGCGAAUCGAGUAAUUAUUUAUGACCCUGAUUGGAAUCCAGCCACGGACGCUCAAGCGAGAGAACGCGCGUGGAGGAUAGGUCAGAAUAAACAAGUCACCAUCUACAGAUUAAUCACUGCCGGCACGAUUGAGGAGAAGAUGUACCACAGACAAAUUUUCAAGCUACUGCUUUCGAACAAAGUCCUGGACGAGCCACAUCAGCGCAGGUUGUUUAAGACGUCGGAUUUGGUGGAGUUGUUCAAUUUUAACGAGCCAAUAGACGGCGAAUCGUCCGAGUCUGAUCGCUUGUUUAGGGAAUCCAAGCUGACCCCAGUAUCCAGCAACUUUUCUCUCAGCAAAAUCGAGAAGAUGAGGAGAUUAGCUUCGACCAUCAGCAAGAAGAUCAGCGCGACUGCGAGAUCGACUGUCAACGAAGAUAGAAAUCUAGACGACGGUUCCUGCGGAGGCAAACACGACGAGCAAAACAAUAAUUCGAGAUGUGCCGAGACCCCCGCUGCAAACAAUGAUAUAACUGAGGACCGAGCGUCACCAUUCGAGCAAAUCAACACGCAGAAGUCUCUACCUGCAUGUAUCGAUGAUUUAAACGCAAACUCUGACGACGAUAUUAAUAAACAGAAUGGUGCAAAAAGCAAAACAGACGAAUCUGAGCAAAAUGUAGCGCCGACGAGAUCCGAAACUAGCAGUUUUCUAGAAAAAGAGAGCGAAUCUGUUCUAAGUAAUGAUAAAACCAAGUCAUCGUCUGAUCAUAGACGCAAGAGACACAAAAAGGGAAGGAAAAAGAAAAGCGUUUCCGCGAUUUUCGAAGGAGAACGUGUCUCUUGCUUGCUCGGUCGUCGCCUGGGACGUUCCGAUGGAAAUGGACAACUGAUUUCGACGACAGACGACGAUUAUGUAUUGAAAAAGCUGUUUGCCAAAUCAACUGUUAGUUCGGCCUUUCAACACGAAGCAGUAUUAUCAAACGCGCGUUACAACGAUGACGGUGAAAACACGAUGCAACGCUUUGCGCGCGAAUCAGCGCAGGAGAGUAUGGAGUUCGUUCGUCAGUCAGGGAAAUUUUGCUGGAGACCAGCAUAAAAAAAAAGAUAAUCCAUCAAUUCGUAAUGGUAACAUUUAUAUUUUUUGUUUUUAUAAAUUUUAUUUGAAUAUAGAAUCGUGUAUGUUCUUCACAUCUAUUAAAGAAUAAUAAGGAAUGCGAAA